This is a messenger RNA of Prunus mume (Japanese apricot), 1011 nucleotides long. RefSeq names its product root hair specific 18 (gene RHS18). The record is from RefSeq and is a predicted model, not a curated record. Lineage: Eukaryota; Viridiplantae; Streptophyta; Magnoliopsida; Rosales; Rosaceae. Gene Ontology annotation, biological process: hydrogen peroxide catabolic process; response to oxidative stress. Gene Ontology annotation, molecular function: peroxidase activity; heme binding.
AUGAAUAUGUCUAGCACAGCUGCAGUGGCAGUAGUAGCAAUUGGGCUCGUAUUUUUGACCUUCGCGGGCCAAUGCUCCGGUGCACUGGAGGUAGGAUUCUACCAGGGAAAAUGCGGCCGGUUUGUCGAUGUUGAAGGUAUUGUAGCCGGCGUAGUCAAGACAAAAUUUUUCAGGGACCGGACAAUCGCUGCUGCCCUCAUCCGCAUGCAGUUUCAUGAUUGCUUUGUCAAUGGAUGUGAUGCAUCCAUUCUAUUAGAUGGAAGCACCAGCGAGAAAACCGCUCCUCCAAAUCUAAGCGUACGGGGUUUUGAUAUCAUUGACACCGCAAAGACUGCCGUGGAAAGUGUAUGCCGGGGAGUUGUCUCUUGCGCUGAUAUCAUUGCCAUUGCUACCAGAGAAGCUGUUUAUUUGAGCGGAGGAGGGCGAUACAAUGUUCAAACAGGGAGAAGGGAUGGCUUGAUAUCCCUUGCAGCAAAUGUUGACCUCCCAGCUCCCUCAAUAUCAGUGCCUGAUUCAGUUGCAGCAUUUGCUAGAAAAGGACUCAAUAUGACUGAUAUGGUUCAUCUUCUUGGUGGUCACACUGUUGGGGUGGCACAUUGUUUUCUCUUCCAAGAUCGUCUUUACAAUUUCCAGAACACUGGAAAACCUGACCCCGAUAUGAAUGUAGCGUUACUAGAAAGCCUGAGACGUAUCUGCCCUCAAAACUCAGCUGGCACCAAUGCUACUAAUUUGGACCAGAACCCUCAAAGUUCGUUUAUUGUCGAUAACUCGUUCUACAAGGAGAUAAUAGCCCGUAGAGGAAUUCUUCAAAUUGACCAAGAGCUAGCUUUGGACCCCAUAACUCAGGCCACAGUGACCGCCUUAGCGAAUAACAGUACUAACAGCUUCGCCACUAAAUUCGGGCAGGCCAUGGUUAAGUUGGGAGCAGUUGAAGUCCUUACUGGCUCACAAGGGGAGAUUAGGAGAUCAUGCCGGGCAGUUAAUAAACCUGGUUUUUUAACUUUUAAUUGA